GGCUUCGCGAAGAUAGCGGGCACCGUGGCCAAGCAGGUCCUGAAGGGCAGUAGCUCCUUGAUCCAGGAGGCGGCUCUCUCGAAGUUCCCGGCCAUAGGAGCCCCAGCCGCAGUGCACCACUCAGCUCAAAGCCUUGUGAUCACGAAGCAUACGCAGAAGCAGGGGAAGCUCUCGACACUACAGAUGGAGGGCAACAAAACGAGAGAUGGAUGGUCCUUCAAGCUGCACGACGAGGGGUCCAACUAUCAGUCCAAGCUGAUCACCCAGUUCCACGGCUACGAAAGGGACACCAGCUCCUGCUUGGCCUUUGCCCCAAAAAGCCGGCAGCAAGCUGGCCAGGUGAGCGAAUCAGACUGGCAGGUCACCGACCCGAACGACUUUGUGCAACUGGAACCCUGGGCAGUGCCCUGCGGCACUGACUGGAUGAAGGAACACGAAAGCAAGUGGCAAGGCUACUCCUUCUACACGGGAGAGCUGAACAUCGAGCAGUGCGUGACAGUGUCCUACGGUGUGAACGUGCAGCCUGUUGCUGCCUUUGUGGCCGGGGUGCAGAUUGAUGUGAUGCCCAAGCCAUUGGUUACUGUGGACUCGACUGUCUGCUGGCCCAAGCAACGUCCCGACGGCCAGGACCUGAGCAUGCUGCGAAUGAAGAUCUCGUCCAGCGGCGUGCUACUCUUUUCCAAAACACUCCGCUUGGCCAAGCGCUACAAGGACCCCACAGACUUCGUGGACCACCAUGGCAACUUGCACCGCACCAUGGCCAACUGGGAGCAAGAAACAAACCCGCGAGCUUCGAUAAGCCGCACAAAGCUGAUGCAGAUGGAGGCUUAUCAGACCCACAACCAGUCGCACCAGGCUGGAAAGGACGAGGCGGAGCAAGGAGUCUUCGAAUGGAUGGAAGACGAGGACACCUACCUGGCCUCCGCCAACUACUCCCCAGAGCUUGGGGUGAACUUGACCUCUGAACUGCAUGGGCUGGAGGCCCAAAAGCGCCUAAGCUUGGCGGCCGCAAAAAGUGAAGGAGUUUUCCAGCUCUUCAACUUCCAGCACGACGGGAGCGUAAGCUUCGAUUUCCAGGCCCUUAUGGAUGGGAAGUUCCUGGAGAUGCGCAUGCAGAUGGGCUUCGGACCUUUCCAGUCUAAGCCGAAGACGGUCAAGCUGGUGGACAUCACAAACCAGUUCGAGGUGGUACUGUAUGCCCUCCCCUUCAUUUCCAUGGCCAGCAGGGCCAGGGCCAUUGACGCUCUCAACACCUUCACGCACGACAUGCCGCCGCCCAUCGUUCUGGAGCCCGGCACGACCGUGGCCGUUUGGAACCAUUUCUUCCAGCGGUACCUGGUCGGCACGAGCACAGGUGCUGUCGGUUCAGGUCCUACCCACAACUUCGAUCUAGGCCUUCCUAACGCUUGGCAUCUGGAGCGCUGGACUGUGGUGGAUGCGGGCGAGGGCAAGAUCGCACUGCACCACCCGAGGUACAAUGGGUUCAUGAGCCUCGCAGCCUCCGGGCUCUCUCUGAAGCACGGUGCUGUGACGGACUUUCAUCCUGCCGGUGGCUGGGAAGCCGAGACUUUCGUCGUGGUGAGUCGGGGUGGUGGGACAGACCUUUUCGGCUUGCAGAACCCGGCGACCAAGCGCUUCGUUUCCUGUGGGGCACACCACGACACCUAUGUGAGCCCCCCGUCCGACACCUUCGUUCCAGGAUGGACGCAUCAGGAGUUCCGUGUGGAGGUGCUGAAACCGCGCCUGAAGGUUGGCAGCACGGUGGGACUCUGGAGCCCGCUCCGCAAGCACUGGCUCCGCCUGAACCACGGGGACCUGGACAAGGGUGGCAACACCUUCGUGAUGAUCGAAAACGGAGAUGCUCGAGCCAGUGCCGCCAUUUAUCCUCAAGAGCUCCCCAGCAUCUGGCCAUCAUGCAAGUUCCAAGUCGUCCCAACCCACGAUGGUUCCAUCAGCUUGCACUUUCAGGAAGGCUUCCUGGCCAUGGGCGCAGAGCCCGGUGCCGCUGGCGUUUUCCACACCGGUUGGACCAUCCAGUCGCUGCCGGACGCGGCCGCGCUUUGUGGUUUACGAAGUGAAUUCUGGCGGUCCAAAAGAGGACCCUCCACCGGUCGGAUGGAACUUCCAGAUCACGAGGUGAGCUUCAGAUCCCAUCCCAAUGGAAGGACGAGGCAAAAGCAUCGAUUCUUUCCACACGCAGCCUUGCCUGGAGGAACGCUGCCGCAGACGCUGCCCGCAUUGACACAAAAGGCGUGGCUCUGCAGCGUUGUAGGCUGA
Molecule: messenger RNA, 2277 nt
Organism: Symbiodinium sp. CCMP2592
Lineage: Eukaryota; Dinophyceae; Suessiales; Symbiodiniaceae
Source: the annotation of a GenBank genome assembly